This is a messenger RNA of Desarmillaria tabescens, 1146 nucleotides long. RefSeq names its product WD40-repeat-containing domain protein. NCBI's taxonomy places the organism in Eukaryota, Fungi, Basidiomycota, Agaricomycetes, Agaricales, Physalacriaceae. Bases 1 to 1146 code for a protein of 381 amino acids. Gene Ontology annotation, molecular function: protein binding. The record is from RefSeq and is a predicted model, not a curated record. The transcript is spliced from 7 exons.
AUGGAUCCCCAUGCAUCAGACGAUUCGUCAACGGAAGACGAUGCAGCGUCGCAGACGACAGAAGAUGACCCCCAGGUCCCGGAACUCAAUGGGCAAACAGUUCCACCACCGCCUACGCGAACUGCUCCCGUAGCAUCUUCAACAGCGAGAGAAAGACCUCACUACGAGCUACGACAUACGAUGAGAGGUCAUACAGAGUCAAUUUCGGCUGUAAAAUUUAGUCCAGAUGGGACGCUCUUGGCUUCAUGCGGAGCAGAAAAUAUGGUCAAGAUCUGGUCCCCCUUUACCGGAGAACUUAUCCGGAAUCUAAAUGGACAUACCGCUGGACUCUCUGAUAUCUCCUGGUCCACAGAUAGCGUCUAUUUGGCCUCGGCGUCCGACGAUAAAACUAUUCGGAUAUGGGAGGUCGAUACCGGUAUGACUGCAAAAGUCCUAAAAGGCCACACCAAAGAAGUGUUCUGCCUUAAUUACAACGCUACGUCCAAUCUUCUCGUAUCUGGAUGCUGUGAUGGAGAUGUAAAGAUCUGGAAUACGGCCAGAGGCAAAUGUAUGAAGACGCUCCAUGCACACUUGGAUUAUGUGACCGCAGUGCAUUUUAAUCGGGAUGCGUCUCUGAUCGUUUCCUGUUCCUUGGAUGGCCUAAUGUACGUUCAGGAGUUCACUGUGAUCAAGGCUAACUCGUUCCUUGAUACCAGACGCAUAUGGAAUACAAGCGAUGGGCAGUGUCUAAAAACCCUUGCCGAGUCGCAGGAUGCAAUCUGCCAACACGUGCAGUUUUCGCCCAAUUCGAAGUAUAUACUUUCCACGGCGCAUGAUAGUGCAAUACGACUCUGGGAUUACCAGACUAAUCGUUGUCUAAAAACUUAUGUUGGCCAUUCUAAUUCGAAGUACUGUAUAUCAGCUUGCUUCAGUGUCACUGGUGGGAAAUGGAUUGUAGCAGGCAGCGAGGAUCAUAAAACUUACAUCUGGGACCUGCAAACGCGGGAGAUCGUUCAAAUUCUCGAAGGGCAUAGCGACGUUGUUGUGGCAGUUGCAGGACUAACAUACCCCUUCCAGACACACCCCUCGCAGAAUAUGAUUGCAACAGGCUCCAUUGAUAGCGAUCUUACUAUCCGGAUAUGGUCUGAUCGCACUGGUGAAGCCUGA